This is a messenger RNA of Salpingoeca rosetta, 3888 nucleotides long. RefSeq names its product pyruvate carboxylase. The record is from RefSeq and is a predicted model, not a curated record. Gene Ontology annotation, molecular function: metal ion binding; ATP binding; pyruvate carboxylase activity. Gene Ontology annotation, cellular component: cytoplasm. Gene Ontology annotation, biological process: pyruvate metabolic process; gluconeogenesis. Bases 170 to 3607 code for a protein of 1145 amino acids. The transcript has 24 exons. NCBI's taxonomy places the organism in Eukaryota, Choanoflagellata, Craspedida, Salpingoecidae.
GCUUCUGGUCUCGUCAUUCAACCGUCGCACCUCUCCGUCGUUGCCACUGUGAACGAGGAGAGAUCAAGAAACCAAACCAAACCAGGCCAAGCGAUCAAGAGCGUAGGAGAAGAGAGCGGAGUGACAGCCACACAGUACCCAGCAUCCAGUGCGCACAGCGAUCGUCACCAUGACGGGACUUGCCACUGGUGCCAUUCGCCGCGUGAUGGCGGCCAACCGCGGUGAGAUUGCCAUCCGCAUCUUCCGCGCCGCCACGGAGCUGAACAUGGAGACUGUCGCCAUCUACAGCAAGGAAGACAUCCGAUCUGUUCACCGUUACAAGGCUGAUGAAUCGUACAUGUUGAGCCCCGACAAGGGCCCCGUUGCCGCCUACCUCGCUGUCGACGACGUUGUCCGCAUCGCCAAAGAGCAAAAGGUUGAUGCAAUCCACCCCGGUUAUGGUUUUCUGUCUGAGAGCGUGCACCUUGCCACGGCUUGCGAGCACGCUGGUAUCCGCUUCGUUGGCCCCACCUCCAAGCAGCUGCAGGCACUUGGCGACAAGACGCAGGCGCGCGCGGCCGCAAUCAAUGCCGGUCUUCCCGUCGUCGGUGGCAGCCCGCCCCUCAACUCGCUCGAGGACGCACACGCUUUUCUCGAAGGUCCUGAAGGUUUUGGCUACCCCGUGAUCAUCAAGGCUGCCAUGGGCGGUGGUGGUCGCGGUAUCCGCAUUGCCCGCAACAAGGAGGAGUUCAACCAGAACUUUGAGCGCUGCAGAUCAGAGGCCCUUGUACGAAUUGGACGUGUGUGUGGGUGUGGGUGUGUUUGUUUUUUGUGCCUGUGUGUGCUAGUUUGCUUGUGUGUGUGGGUGGUUGAGAUUGCCCCUGCCCCGCACCUGCCCUCCGAUGUUCGCCAGCAGCUCUGCCAGGAUGCUGUUGCGAUUGGCCGCUCUCUCAACUACCGCAACGCCGGCACCGUCGAGUUCCUCGUCGACACAUCCGAUGGCCGUCAUUACUUCAUGGAGGUGAACCCGCGCAUCCAAGUCGAACACACCGUCACGGAGAUGGUGACUGGCAUUGACCUUGUGCAAUCACAGCUGAUGAUUGCUGGCGGCGCGACGCUGCAAGAUCUCGAGCUCAAGCAGGACACAAUCGCCACUCGUGGAUACAGCAUCCAGGCGCGCAUCACCACGGAGGACCCGCUCAACGACUUUGCCCCCGAUACAGGUCGCAUCCAGACGUGGAGGCCCGCUGUUGGGUUCGGCAUUCGCCUUGAUGGCGGCACACUGCAUGACGGCGCCGAGGUCCUCCCCUUCUACGACAGCAUGCUCAUCAAGGUGACGAGCCACGCCAUGAAGUACGAGGAUGCCGUGCACAAGCUGUCCCGCGCACUGAUUGAGAGCCGCAUCCGCGGUGUGCGCACGAACGUUCCCUUUAUCCUGAAUGUGCUGCGGCACCCGACCUUCCUUGGCGGCGGUGUCACCACCCGCUUCAUCGAGGAGCACCCGGAGCUCAUGGAGUUCCCAGAGCGCCAGAACCGCGCCGGCAAGCUGCUGAACUACCUGGGCGAUCUUGUUGUCAACGGCCGUUCGGUUGUUGGGGCAACAGGCCCAGACCCGGAGCCUGUGGAGAUUAUCAUGCCCUCUACCCACUACGAACGCCCAUGCGAGGAAGGCUUCAGGAACAUUCUCACGCGCGACGGCCCAAAGGCGUUUGCAAAGGCUGUUCGGGAGCACCGCGGCCAUUUGCUGAUGGACACAACGUGGCGUGACGCGCACCAGUCACUGCUCGCCACCCGACUCCGCACAAAGGACAUCCUCACCAUCGCCCCCGCCACAUCACACAUCCUCAAGGGCCUGUACUCGAUUGAGAACUGGGGUGGCGCGACCUUCGACGUGGCCAUGCGUUUCCUGCACGAGUGCCCUUGGGAGCGCCUUGAGCAGAUGCGUGAGCUCGUUCCAAACAUCCCCUUCCAGAUGCUGCUUCGUGGCGCAAACGCCGUUGGCUACAAGGCGUACCCGGACAACGUCAUCUACGAGUUCUGCCGCACGGCUCACAAGUACGGCAUGGACGUGUUCCGCGUGUUUGAUUCGCUCAACGACAUGGAGAACCUGCGGGUUGGCAUUGACGCUGCCGGAAGCGCCGGCGGUGUUGUUGAAGGCACCCUCUGCUACACAGGCGACCUGACCAACCCUGCCAAAACCAAGUACACGCUCGACUACUACCUGAAACUCGCCGAGGAGCUUGUCAACCUCGGCUCGCACGUGCUCUGCAUCAAGGACAUGGCUGGUGUGCUGAAGCCUGACGCGGCAACGCAGCUCGUCUCUGCGCUGCGCAGCGAACACCCUGAUGUCCCGAUUCACGUGCACACACACGACACCUCUGGCCUGAGCGCGUUUUCCAUGAUUGCCGCUCUCAACGCGGGUGCUGACGUCGUCGACGCAGCAACAGACAGCAUGUCUGGGAUGACGUCGCAGCCGAGCAUGGGCGCCAUCGUGAGCCACUUCAUGCGCGGGUCGGAGUCGCUCUGCGGCAUCAACCCAGUCGAGCUCAACGAACUCAACGAGUACUGGGAGAGCACACGCCUCCUCUAUUCCCCGUUCGAGUCUGGCCAGAAGAGCGGCAGUGCGGAUGUGUUUGUGCAUGAGAUUCCUGGCGGGCAGUACACCAACCUCUUCUUCCAGGCGACGUCGCUCGGGCUCUCGUCCCAGUGGCGUUCCAUCAAGCACGCGUACGCUGCAGCAAACCGCAUCUGCGGCGACAUUGUCAAGGUGACGCCGAGCUCGAAGGUUGUUGGCGACUUGGCGCAGUUUAUGGUGCAGAACCACUUGACUGAGCAGAACGUGUACGACCGGGCAGAGACACUCAACUUCCCCACGAGUGUGGUGGAGUACUUCCAAGGAUACCUUGGCACGCCGCCAGGCGGCCUCCCCGAACCGCUUCGCACGCGCAUCGUCAAGGACAAGCCACUCAUCACCGGCCGACCUGGUGCGACGAUGGAGCCGCUUGAUCUUGAAGCGCUGCGCCUCGACCUCCACGCCAAGUUCAGCCCCGAGGGUGUCAAGAAGAACCCGGCCCUCGCAAGCAAGUACAUUACCGACAAGGACCUCAUGAGCGCAGCCAUGUACCCCAAGGAGUAUGAGGACUACCGCAAGUUCAAGGAGCAGUUUGGAGACGUGUCGAAACUGCCCACGCGCGAGUUUAUUGCCCCGAUGCAGCCGGGACAGGAGGUCACCGUGGACCUGCAAAAGGGCAAGACUGUGCUGAUUAAGUAUCUGGCUGACGGUCCCGUGGACAAAGAGAAGAACGAGAAGCAGGUCUUCUUCGACGUCAACGGCGUUCCCCGCGCAGUUUCCAUCAAGUCAAAGGCGUCUGGUCCCGUGAAGGAGGCGAAAAAGGCAGACCCGGGCAACAAGGGAUCCCUCGGUGCGCCCAUGCCUGGCGCUGUGGUUGAGGUACAUGUUGGUGUUGGCGAUAAGGUGAAGGCGAACCAGUCGCUUGUUGUCCUCAACGCCAUGAAGAUGGAGACCGUCGUCGCAGCGCCAUUCGCAGGCGUUGUCACGGCUGUUGAGGUUUCCCAGGGCGACACCAUCUCUGGUGGUGAUCUGCUGCUGGAGAUCCAGCCCGAGUAAACCCCAACGCGCGGUCCUCACCGCCGCUGCUGCUGCUGACACGAUCCACCCUUUGGUUCUUGUGGGUCGUCUGCUGAUGUGAUUUUGUUGUCGCUGCCGUUGUGUGUGUGUGUGUAUGUGUGUGUGUGUGUUGCUGUUUGUGUCGAUGCGAUGCCAUGUGGGUGGAAGGGCGCUUCGUCGUGUACGGAAGCGAAAUGCCCUGCUCUUGUUGUUGUCUUGGCAAAGAUGCGGUUGCGUCUGCAUAAACACAUGCACAGCAGUUUUGGUACAGGUUUCCCGCC